AUGCUGUUUCAUGUGGGCAUAAUUCUGUUGGUUUUGGCCGUUCUGGCCUACAUCACGGUGUAUCUUCUAUCACAUACGCCCCGGAAAAUAUUCGACUCAGAGACAAAGUUUUAUGCCAGUUAUGAUGAGACUGAGCCAUUGCAUGCCCUUCCACCAAAAAAUUCUGCUGCUACAGAUGGAAUCAAGAUUAGCUUGGUUGUUCCAUGCUAUAAUGAGACUCAGAGGCUGAAACUGAUGCUGGAUGAAGCUGUUUCAUAUUUGAAGUCCAAGUAUCCAGAUGCUUACGAAAUUGUUCUUGUGGAUGAUGGGUCCAAGGACGGAACUGCGGAGUAUGCUUUGAAGCUCGCAUCCAAGACAUACGGUCUUAAGCCAGGCGUUCUGCGAGUGGUGAAGUUUGUCAAAAACAGAGGCAAAGGAGGAGCUGUUACACACGGUCUUCAAUUCAUAAGGGGAAGUUAUGGGAUUUUUGCAGAUGCAGAUGGUGCUUCAAAGUUCUCAGACCUUUCCAAGUUGAUGUCGGCCAUUGAGGCAGCGGACAACGGAGAACCACAUAGCAUACCAGCCGUUGCCAUAGGGUCAAGAGCUCACAUGGUCAGUACUGAUGCCGUUGUCAAGAGAUCAUUCAUCAGAAAUUUCCUCAUGUAUGGCCUUCAUACGCUCGUUUUCGUGUUUGGAAUACGAACCAUCAGAGACACUCAGUGCGGAUUCAAGUUGUUCAAUAAAGCUGCCAUUCGGGAAAUCUUUCCUUACAUGCACACAGAGGGCUGGAUAUUCGAUGUUGAGAUUUUAAUCUUGGCAAUCCAGAAAGGAAUCAGUGUGAGUGAGGUACCCAUAUCAUGGCACGAGGUGGACGGGUCCAAGAUGGAUCUUGCCAGGGACAGUGUGUUAAUGGCAGUUGACCUUGUGAUUACACGGAUGAGCUAUAUAAUGGGCAUAUACCGGUAUGGCUCGAAAAACGCGAAAUCUGAAUAG
Molecule: messenger RNA, 972 nt
Organism: Kuraishia capsulata CBS 1993
Lineage: Eukaryota; Fungi; Ascomycota; Pichiomycetes; Pichiales; Pichiaceae
Exons: 2
Coding region: 1-972 (323 amino acids)
Cellular component (GO): endoplasmic reticulum membrane
Source: RefSeq, a predicted model, not a curated record